Messenger RNA from Limulus polyphemus (Atlantic horseshoe crab), 1712 nucleotides. RefSeq names its product poly(U)-binding-splicing factor PUF60-like. The coding region runs from base 109 to 1629 and encodes 506 amino acids. Gene Ontology annotation, cellular component: precatalytic spliceosome; catalytic step 2 spliceosome. The transcript has 13 exons. NCBI's taxonomy places the organism in Eukaryota, Metazoa, Arthropoda, Merostomata, Xiphosura, Limulidae. The record is from RefSeq and is a predicted model, not a curated record. Gene Ontology annotation, biological process: regulation of alternative mRNA splicing, via spliceosome; mRNA splice site recognition; alternative mRNA splicing, via spliceosome. Gene Ontology annotation, molecular function: RNA binding.
CCGCACUCUUUAGGCUGAAUUGUGUAUUAUACUAUACUUAUACUUUUUUGCGGUUUUAUUGAGUUUAAACUAAAAUCAUAUUAAUUUCAUACAGUAUAAGUUUCUCUCAUGGAAAAUACGCCGGUGUUUUUUAACGGAGAAACAACGGAUAUUAGCAAAAUUAUUAUCAGCAAUGAAGAGGCUUUACUGAAGAAACAAAAUCUAGAUGAAAAUAGUCAGUCCCCCAGCUACUGCACAAAUGACUGCACUCAGCAAGAACAGACAGGCCCACUUUUGGCUGGUCCAGGAGCCCUGCGGUCUUCUAGUUCAAUGGUGGGCAUUGGAUUUCCCAAGCUGACCUCAGACCAACAAGAGAUGCUGACAAAGGCUAAGAAGUAUGCCAUGGAACAGAGUAUUAAGAAUGUACUCAUCAAACAGACAAUAGCCCAUCAGCAACAGCAACAGAAAACGCUUCAGCGUCACCAGGCUUUAGUACUAAUGUGCAGAGUGUAUGUUGGAAGCAUUAGUUUUGAAUUAAAGGAAGAUACCAUUCGUCAAGCUUUCUUGCCCUUUGGUCCCAUAAAGUCCAUUAACAUGUCCUGGGAUCCCAUAACACAGAAGCAUAAAGGCUUUGCUUUUGUUGAGUAUGACCUUCCUGAGGCAGCUCAGCUUGCUUUAGAGCAAAUGAAUGGUGUCAUGAUUGGAGGCCGAAACAUUAAGAUUGGUCGUCCAAGUAACAUGCCUCAAGCUGCUCCACUUAUAGAUCAGAUUAUGGAGGAAGCUAAGAGCUAUAAUCGAAUUUACAUAGCCUCGGUACAUCCAGAUCUAACAGAACAAGAAAUACAGAGUGUUUUUGAAGCCUUUGGAAAAAUCAAGUCUUGCACUCUUACACCUGGAGUCAUACCAGGAAAGCACAAAGGGUAUGGUUUUAUUGAGUAUGAAAAUUCUCAAGCAACACAAGAUGCUAUCAAUUCCAUGAACCUAUUUGACCUUGGGGGACAAUACUUACGAGUUGGAAGGGCAAUUACUCCUCCUAAUGCUCUACAAGCUCCAAGUGUUAGUGGAGUUAUGCCAACAGCAGCAGCAGUAGCAGCAGCAGCUGCAACAGCUAAGAUACAAGCUAUGGAUGCUGUUGCAUCCAACACCAUGUCACUGGAAAGUCCACCAUCAAUACCACUGGUGUGUAAAACAGUUACAAGUCCUAUCAUCCCCCCACCAGGACUAGCUGUACCAAGUGUUGUUUCUCCUGUUCUAACAACAUCAGCAAUUUUACCUCAACCAGUUAUGGCUGCAAGUGCUCCUGGAAUUAUCACAGGAACUUACUAUCAUUUGUAUUUUAGUCAUAAUUCAUCCUCAGUAGUAAUCCUUCGAAACAUGGUGGAUGUGGAGGAUCUAGAUGAGGAGUUGGAAUCAGAAGUAACAGACGAGUGUGGUCGAUUUGGUGAGGUAAACAAAGUGAUUAUAUAUCAGGAACGUCAGUCAGAAGAAGAAGAUGCUGAAAUCACCAUCAAAAUAUUUGUAGAGUUUAGUCAACCUUUAGAAGCAAACAAGGCAAGAGAUGCAUUGAAUGGAAGGUAUUUUGGAGGUAAAAUAGUUACUGCUGAACUUUAUGACCAAACUCUGUAUGAAGCCAAUGAUUUAUCUGGCUAAGUGCAUUAACUUCACAUCCUUUUACUGUACAUUUUUCACUGUAUGAAAGUUCUUUACAUAAAGAGUGUAAUUUUAGGUGAAAA